Messenger RNA from Venustampulla echinocandica, 891 nucleotides. Its product is annotated as putative NAD indole-3-acetaldehyde reductase. Gene Ontology annotation, molecular function: oxidoreductase activity, acting on NAD(P)H as acceptor. The transcript has 3 exons. Bases 1 to 891 code for a protein of 296 amino acids. NCBI's taxonomy places the organism in Eukaryota, Fungi, Ascomycota, Leotiomycetes, Helotiales, Pleuroascaceae. The record is from RefSeq and is a predicted model, not a curated record.
AUGUCUCCAAUCGCCGAACUCGGGAGUCUGAAGCUCAAUAAUGGAAAUGAAAUACCAUUCCUUGGUUAUGGCUUGGGAACAGCUCAUUAUAAGGCUGAUUCCAACGCACCAGUAGACCAAAAACUGGUAAACACUGUUAUCAUGGCCAUCAACCUUGGUUACCACCACCUUGACGGCGCAGAAGUCUACGGUAAUGAAGUAGAGCUCGGCCUCGCAAUCAAAGAAUCGGGUCUCCCCCGGUCCAAGUUCUACGUCACCACCAAGAUCUCCGGUGUAACACCAAAGAACACCGCCGAAGCAUUCGAGCUCUCUCUCAAAAAAUUGCAGCUCGAUUACGUAGAUCAAUACCUCAUCCACGCACCUUUUUUCGCCAAAACUCCUGAGGAACUACAAGCCAAAUGGGCAGACUUGGAAGCUAUUCACGCAUCCGGAAAGGCGAAGUCUAUAGGAGUAUCUAAUAUGCUACAAGAGGAUUUAGAAGCGAUCCUUAAGACGGCAAAAAUCAACCCUGCCAUUAACCAGAUUGAAUACCAUCCAUAUCUGCAACAUGGAGAUCUUGUCAGCUUUUGCAAGAAAAAUGGGAUUGCGCUUUCUGCAUUUGGCCCAUUGACAGCUGCGGUAAAAGCGAAGCCUGGUCCGCUGGACGGAACGUAUGAGAAACUCGCCAAGAAAUAUGGUGUUAGUCCCGGAGAGAUUGCGUUGAGAUGGGUAAUUGAUCAAGGGAUUGUGGCAUUGACUACGAGCUCAAGUGCCGAGCGACUGAAGCAGUAUCAGAAGGUUGCUGGGUUUAAGUUGACUGCUGAAGAAAUCAAAGAAAUUGCGGAGCUCGGGAAGGAGAAGCACUUCAGGGGGUUUUGGCAGGAUAAGUUCAAGGCUGAUGAUAGGCGGUAA